CUGCUCAUCUUUGGUCACCAUCAUCACUGCCUACUGCCAAACUUUGUCCUGUUUCGGCACAACACCCUCCUCUCCUUCCUUCAUUUAACCCUCGGUUCUUCACCACUCUCCAACCCACCACUUUCUCUCACAUAACUCUCAGUUCCUCGCGCUUUUCUGGAAACAAAUACCUGAAUACCUGAUCCAUCUCUAAGCUUUACCCAGGAAUCAUUCCACUUCCACCAAUUACUGCCAACUUCCCACCCCAACCAAACUACACUCACUCCUCCUCCACUCUUCUCUAAUCCUUCCCCCAAAACCUUCAAACCCCAACAAUGGAACCUACCUUUCAUCUCUCCUCCACCACCAACACCAACACCCAUUCUUUCUUUCUCUGCAUGAUAUAGAUAUAUAUAAAUAUAUCUAUAUUAUAUGCAACCAAACCCUUUUCGCUUUUCCAGUUACUAUCACUACUACACAUCGUCACUAUCAAUAUUAUUAUAAAACCAAAACCCUAGUCUUUCCUACAACAACCACCCCAAGAUCUAAAGCAGAUCCGAGGGUUUAAACCAAAAAACUCUUGCCGGAUACAUCAGAUCAGAUCCAUGGAUUUGGUUUCGGAAUCGGCCAUCGUUGUAAGCCCCAGGUACAAGAUGGAGACCCCCACCACCAAUCCUACCGCUGGAACCUCCGCAGUCUCGUCUCCUUCUUCCGGAAGCAACAGUGGCAGCUCCACUCCCAGCCGUUACGAGAACCAAAAGCGCCGAGACUGGAACACUUUCUGCCAGUACCUAAGGAACCACCGUCCACCACUCUCGCUUGCCCUGUGCAGCGGCGCGCACGUGCUCGAAUUCCUCCACUACCUCGACCAGUUCGGGAAGACCAAGGUUCACAACCACCCUUGCCCGUUCUUCGGCCUUCCCAACCCUCCUGCGCCGUGUCCCUGCCCUCUCCGCCAAGCGUGGGGCAGCCUCGAUGCCCUCAUCGGCCGCCUCCGCGCCGCCUACGAGGAAAACGGCGGCCGCCCGGAGUCCAACCCCUUCGGUGCACGCGCCGUCAGGAAUUACCUGCGUGACGUUCGUGAUUUUCAGGCGAAGGCGAGAGGUGUGAGCUACGAGAAGAAAAGGAAGAGGCCGAAGCCGAAGCUCACUCCCGCUCCUACUUAGGCAGCCACCUUGAAAGAGAAGCUUUGCUAGCAAUGUUUCACCACAGGUGCUUUUGUCUCUUCGAAGACGUGCUUCGUCCUCUAGAUUGUUGAGAUGAUGCCCUUGAAAUUGUUCUUCUCGCUUCUUGAGUCGGGGGAUGUUCAGAGCCACGACCUCUCUCUGCGUCAACUACUACUAGAAGAUAUCUUAUCAUAUUUGUACUCAAGUUAAUAUUAUAUAGAUAUAAAUAUAUCUCAGUCGUCA
This is a messenger RNA of Vigna radiata var. radiata (mung bean), 1388 nucleotides long. RefSeq names its product protein LIGHT-DEPENDENT SHORT HYPOCOTYLS 4-like. Bases 585 to 1145 code for a protein of 186 amino acids. Gene Ontology annotation, biological process: mRNA transcription; response to light stimulus. The transcript has 2 exons. Gene Ontology annotation, cellular component: nucleus. The record is from RefSeq and is a predicted model, not a curated record. NCBI's taxonomy places the organism in Eukaryota, Viridiplantae, Streptophyta, Magnoliopsida, Fabales, Fabaceae.